CGUAAUUCCCAGUUAGUGAAAAUCAAAAUGGCGUCAUGAAACCCGCAAUUGUUCGUGGUUUUAUUGAAAAAAAUAAUGUUUAAAUGAUACUGUAAUUUGCCCAUCUAGACAUGAGCUAUGUGUUAAGCAAGCUCGCGUCUAAAAAAGAAGUAGAUAAUGCAAUAAGGGGCACAGAAGAUAAGGUUCUGGUCCUAAGAUUUGGCAGGGAGAAUGACCAGGAGUGCAUGGGAUUAGAUGAUAUUCUUGCCAAAACGAAACAAUUGCUUUCAAAUAUGGCUGAAAUUUAUAUAAUUCCUGUGGAUAGUGUCCCAGUCUAUGUGAAAUAUUUUGAUAUUACUCUAACACCUGCAACAGUGUUCUUCUUUAAUGGCCAACACAUGAAAGUUGAUUAUGGCACACAAGACCACACAAAGUUCAUAGGAAGUUUCAAAACAAAGCAAGAUUUUAUUGACUUAGUUGAAGUGAUAUAUCGUGGUGCUAUGCGAGGAAAACUUAUUGUAACCUGUCCUAUUGAUCCGAAAAAUAUUCCAAAAUACAACUUGUUGUAUAAGGAUGUUUAAAAAUUUUAUUUAUGAGCACGUGUUGGGCGUUUUUAUGCAGGAUCUUUUAUAGACUGUAUGACUGCAAUUGAAAUGUAAAUUAUGUGACACUUCACUUUGCGGUGUUUUCCACUUUAGAUUUCCUGCUAAUUUCCUGUGGGUGUAGGUUAUUGUACGGUUAGAAAGUGCCUAUUUCCACUCAAAGGAAAACGACUUUAAACCUAGCACCAAAAUGGUAGAGCUGCGGCAUAAUAAUGCUUAUAGUGUUAAUUUAUAGUCAUUACAACACCUUAUUGAAACCACCUAAAAGACCUCGUCUGACAUUGCAAUGACGUCAAAAUUACGUCAUUGCACUCAAGAUUUUUGGAGUAACUUCACACAGCAAGAAUAUGUUCACCACAUUUCAUUUGAGUAUUUCUAAGUGUUGGCUGUCAACAUCGCCGCAUUAUAAUUCAAAUAAACCGCGACAUUCGUUUUUCUUGCGGUUUAGACCCGAUAAAAAACUGCAGUUACUUGUGGAUUUAAAGACGUUAAAAGCCGUCAAUUACUAUAAUCAUUAUUCAUCCAAUUACUAUAUUAAACUUCGGAAAGGCGUUGCCUUUUGCAUAUAUUGAUCUGCAAAAAUUGUUGUUACCUAAACAGUAAAUCCUUCCUUUGCCAACCGUAACAUACUCAAUCAACAUCGACAGAAGUUCCGUUCCCAGUGGAUUAAUCAACAUCGAUAGAAGUUCCGUUCCCAUGCAGUGGACUAAACAUUUCAUGAAUGUUUGAUGUUUCAGUUACCCGAAAAAAAUAUAAAUUCUUCUAAUCAAUAGCAUUUAAUGUUACAUAAAGUAUAUACUUGAUGUAUUAUAUAACGUAUUGCAUUCAUGUAAAGGACGACAUUUUCGGGGCCUAAUAAAAAGAGAGCAGCGACGGCGUGGCCUGGCUCUGAGCCUGGCUCGAGCUCUGCUUUCCACUGUUGCGUUUUUCAUACGCACGUAUAGGACUAAAUCCUUAUUGUCAUAUUUAUAUUCACUAAACUAAAUAAGAAGUUACACAGUCACAAAAACAUUGUUGAUUGGAUUGGAUGCGAAACAUCCUGAUCGUUACAUCAGCGGAAACAGCCAGUCUUUGUUCUUUUAGUUUGUCACAGCAGCCGGCAACUUGUAUUGGCAUGUAUUCGCAAACACAAUAGAUUUUUUUAAAAUAUAAAAUCGUAUAAUAUAUAUCUUAAUGUAUAUCAACGGUAAAUUACCCAACCACAUUCUUGAAGUAUUAAUAACAGGCGUUUGUCAUAUAUUGCAAUCAUCGGCAAGGCAGUCGGAAGCCAUGUCUAUAACACUGACGAAUGAAGUGCUUUUAUCCUAAAUAUUUCUUGUUACCAGUCACCGACAGUCAGUACGUACAUCACAUAAUGUCGGUGACACACGAAAAAGCCAGAACAUUUGCAAUAAACACUAAAACCAUUGACAGUGUUGUUGAUAUGUUUAUGUAUACCCAAGCUGGCAUUGCACAAUGUUCUCCACCAUUAUGGGUUUGACUUUUUUUUGGCCGGUCAAUUACGUGUUGAUUGACAGUCUGAGGCAGUGAAAGGAGAAUAUAAUUAUAGGGUUUAAUAUGUACGGAAUAGUGCUUUUUAUUUUUUCACGUAUAGUCAAUAAUUGUCGAUUUAAAGUUUGUAAAAAUCCAGAUUAAACCUUAGUCACCUUC
Messenger RNA from Dendronephthya gigantea, 2231 nucleotides. RefSeq names its product thioredoxin-like protein 4B. The coding region runs from base 111 to 560 and encodes 149 amino acids. The record is from RefSeq and is a predicted model, not a curated record. The transcript is spliced from 3 exons. Lineage: Eukaryota; Metazoa; Cnidaria; Anthozoa; Malacalcyonacea; Nephtheidae. Gene Ontology annotation, biological process: mRNA splicing, via spliceosome. Gene Ontology annotation, cellular component: U5 snRNP; spliceosomal complex; U4/U6 x U5 tri-snRNP complex.